Messenger RNA from Anopheles marshallii, 1509 nucleotides. RefSeq names its product histidine--tRNA ligase, cytoplasmic-like. Lineage: Eukaryota; Metazoa; Arthropoda; Insecta; Diptera; Culicidae. Gene Ontology annotation, cellular component: cytoplasm; mitochondrion. Gene Ontology annotation, biological process: histidyl-tRNA aminoacylation; mitochondrial translation. Gene Ontology annotation, molecular function: histidine-tRNA ligase activity; ATP binding. The transcript has a single exon. Bases 1 to 1509 code for a protein of 502 amino acids. The record is from RefSeq and is a predicted model, not a curated record.
AUGACGCAAUUUUUUCUGCAAAAGAUCAUUCUUCGAUGUGUGUCCAUUGGUAGACGAACAAGUGUUACUGUUUUGCGGAAAAGUGUGAACAUGGAGAAUAUUUAUACAAAAGGAGUUAGCGAGAAGCGUGACGUGGAAAUCGACACGACUGGUGUCAGCAACCUGAACCUUACAUUGAAAACACCAAAGGGUACGCGAGACUACGGUCCAAAAGCGAUGGCUGUACGACAACGGUUGCUGGACCAGACAAUCCAUGUGUUCCGUCAGCACGGUGCCGUAACGAUCGACACUCCCGUCUUCGAGUUGAAAGAGUUGCUCACGGGCAAGUACGGCGAGGAUGCGAAGCUUAUCUACGAUUUAAAAGAUCAGGGCGGUGAGCUACUGGCCUUGCGAUACGAUCUAACCGUCCCGUUCGCGCGAUACGUUAGUAUGAGUAACAUUUCCACCAUCAAACGUUACCACAUCGCGAAGGUGUACCGGCGGGAUAAUCCGCAGAUAAUGCGUGGUCGCUACAGGGAAUUCUACCAGUGUGACUUUGACAUCGCCGGUACGUACGAUCCGAUGCUGCCGGACGCGGAGUGUGUUAAGGUCGUGUGCGAAAUCUUGCAUGCUGUCGGCGUUGGAGAGUUUAAGAUCAAAAUAAACCACCGGAAACUAUUGGACGGGAUAUUCGAGGUGUGCGGAGUACCAACGGACAAGCUGCGGAAUGUGUGCUCUUCCAUCGACAAGCUGGACAAAACACCGUGGGAUGAGGUGCGGCGCGAGCUGAUCGAACAUAAGGGUGUCCAGGAGGAAGCGAUCGAUCGGAUUGCAUCGUACGUAACACUGCGCGGUGGUUUGGAUUUGGUGAGCCAGCUAUCGAAGGACGAGCGGCUGGUACGAUCUACGAGCGCGUGCGAGGCGUUAGAGGAUUUGCGAUUGUUAUUCCAAUACUGCGACAUCUUUGAGGUCACAAACAGCAUCUCGUUCGAUCUUAGUUUGGCCCGCGGACUUGAUUACUACACGGGAGUAAUAUACGAGGCAGUACUGCUUCAUAAUGAUGGUAAGGAAUUGUCAGCCAGUUCUGUGGCUGGUGGUGGACGGUAUGACAACUUGGUGGGAAUGCUUAAUCCAAAGAGGAAGCAACAGGUCCCCUGUGUUGGCGUGUCUAUCGGCGUGGAACGUCUGCUUUCCAUCAUCGAGGCACGUUCGAUGGGCACAAUGCGCACCAACGAAACGGAAGUGUAUGUGGUGUCGGCACACAAGGGACUCCAUCUUAAGCGGCUGGAAUUACUAAAUCAACUGUGGUCGGCAGGAUUCAAGGCGGAACAUUCGUACAAGCGGAAUCCGAAGUUGCUCGACCAGCUGCAACACUGCGAGGAGUUCCAGAUCCCGUACGUCAUCAUCCUGGGGGAUGCCGAACUGGCACGCGGUAUCGUGAAGCUCCGCGAAAUUUCCUCCCGACAGGAGUUUGAAGUAACGCUGGACACGCUCAUCGAGGAGCUACGCCGUCGGCUGUGUACAUCAUGA